This is a messenger RNA of Phaeodactylum tricornutum CCAP 1055/1, 1053 nucleotides long. RefSeq lists its product with no specific name. The transcript is spliced from 2 exons. The record is from RefSeq and is a predicted model, not a curated record. NCBI's taxonomy places the organism in Eukaryota, Bacillariophyta, Bacillariophyceae, Surirellales, Neidiaceae. Gene Ontology annotation, molecular function: aspartate carbamoyltransferase activity; amino acid binding. Gene Ontology annotation, biological process: 'de novo' pyrimidine nucleobase biosynthetic process; amino acid metabolic process. Bases 26 to 1030 code for a protein of 334 amino acids.
GAGGAAAAUCGUCUCCGGAUCCAGUAUGACAACAGCAACGACCAAGAAGCUCCCGAUCUUGACCGACGAACCGUCGUCAUGGGAGGGAUCGAGUCUUCUUUCCGUCACUCAGAUUACGGCGGCGGGGUUGGAGCUCCUCUUUCGCGUCACCCAGGAAAUGCGCACACUCGUACGCACACACGGCGGAGACGACCGCUUGCGGCACACGAUACUCGGUACGGUGUUCUUCGAGGCCUCUACACGAACGUCGGGUUCUUUCCAGGCCGCCAUUCUGCGACUUGGUGGGCGGAACGUACACGUAGAUGGUCAGGGCAAUUCCUCCGCGGCGAAAAAGGGCGAAUCCCUCGAGGACACUCUGCGGUGUUUGGAAUGUUACGUCGAUGUAACGGUACUGCGGCAUCCCGUGCAGGGUAGUGUCGGGAAGGUGGUGAACGUGUGCGAAAAGCCUGUGCUGAAUGCCGGUGACGGCGUAGGUGAACACCCAACGCAGGCACUCCUCGACGUUUUUUCCAUCUACGAUGAACUCGAGCUGGGAGAGAAUAACGACAAAAAGCCACUCGUGGUGGUACUGUUGGGGGACUUGAAAAACGGAAGAACGGUCCACUCGCUGGCGAAACUGUUGAGUGUGUCGCAAAUAUGGGGCGAGACCUUGACGCUACGUUACUGUGCUCCGUCAGGAUUGGAAAUGCCCCAAUAUAUUCGCGAUUUUUGCGACGCCGUUCCUAGUGUCCAACAAGAAACGUGCAGUGACUUGGCCGACGCUUGUCGAGAUGCCCAUGUCUUGUACGUGACCCGGAUUCAGCGAGAGCGUUUUGAAUCCGACGAAGCCUACGAAGCGGGAUCCUACAUUGUGGACAAGGCCUUCAUGACGAAUGCACCACCCAAAAUGAUCGUCCUACAUCCACUGCCACGCGUGGACGAAAUUUCUACCGAUUUUGACAGCGAUCCGCGUGCUGCGUACUUUCGACAAAUGGAAAAUGGCAUGUUUGUGCGAAUGGCACUGUUGGCCUUGGUUUGCGGUAAAACCUAGACUGCCGAAACACGCAUCAAUGG